AUGAGGAACUCUGCCCCAAGCCUCCUCCCCCCUCCUCACGUCCGGAUGGGCAAGAUCCAGCUGGCGCUGAAGCCUAUCCCACCGGCGCAGCUCCCCGUCGCCAUUGCGCUGCUCCUUCCCCGCGUGUCUCCAGUUCCCCUCGCUGCUCGGAUUGGUGUGCCGUGGUGCCGCCACCCAGUAAUGCUUGAGCACAACACCAGCCGUCGCCGCGGUCACUUCGUCCCUGAACUGCCAUGCGCCGCCUGCGGCCUCGCUUCUUCCCCUGUCUUCUGCCCGGGCGAACCCCUUUUUCUCCUCCCAGGCACAGCUGCAACCUCCUUCUCAGUCCAAAUUGAGCGCUGUUUGUCGUACAAGUUGAAUCCCGGCUACAGUCUUCGCCAAAGAAGCCAUCAUCCCUGUUCUGAACUACCAACAGCCUCUGCUAAUGUGCACAAAAUUCAAGGUUUGCCCGAUGUUUGCUCUGUUUCUGAAUUCGAGUAUGAUUAG
Messenger RNA from Triticum turgidum subsp. durum (durum wheat), 486 nucleotides. The record is from the annotation of a GenBank genome assembly. NCBI's taxonomy places the organism in Eukaryota, Viridiplantae, Streptophyta, Magnoliopsida, Poales, Poaceae.